GGUUGGGGUGGGGGGGGGUCGGAGCCCUUAAUGGGAAGCGGUUUGGAGUGACGAGGUCAGAGCCCUUUGUCCACAGGUCUAUUAGGUGAGAGGCGUGUGCGAGGAGGCUUCGUUCGGUGGAUCCUUGUGGCCUUUGUCCUCUCGCCGGGUCGUGGUAGAUCUCGGUGGCGAAAAGUUGGCGCCUUUGGUACCUUCUGGGGGGUCUUUGGACGAGGUUUGGGUCCUCGGACGCGGCCCGUUGCGUGUUCUUGACGUGAGUUCCUCUCAGAUCUCUCCUCCGCGGCUUUCCACGGGGGUUUUAGGAGACUUUUGUCGUCCCUGAUCUCCUUUUAGGCGGUCCUUCGUUAUUCGCGGACGCCCCGAAGCUUCUGAAGGCGAUCCGGGGAACCGAGUUCGUUUCUUGUCUUCUUCACCGUUCGUCCAUUAAAAGAGGGAUCUUGGCGAGGUUUCUCGAGUUUCGAGAGAAAGAGAGAUGGCCAAUGCUCCGGGGAAAGAUGCGGCCUUUCUGUUCACCGACGAGGAAUUGAGCGAGAUGAGUGGGUUGAAAAGAGGCGAGGACUUCGUCGAGGUGACGUGCGGGUGCACGAGCCACCGCUACGGCGACGCCGUGGGGCGGCUUAGGGUUUUCGCAUCGGGCGAUCUCGAGAUCAGCUGCGAGUGCACGCCGGGGUGUCAGGAAGAUAAGUUGACCCCAGCUGCUUUUGAGAAGCAUUCCGGGCGGGAAACUGCAAGGAAAUGGAAGAGCAAUGUAUGGGUCAUAGCUAAAGGUGAAAAGGUUCCACUGUCAAAGACAAUUCUACUUAAGUACUACAAUCAAACAUCAAAAACUGGUAAUAGCUCUCAUAAAGGUCCCAAUGGACGACCGUGUCAUCAUGACGAGUUUAUCCGCUGUACAAGGUGUAACAAGGAGCGCAGGUUUCGUCUUCGGACCAAAGAGGAAUGCCGCAUUUACCAUGAUGCUGUGGCUAAUCUCAACUGGAAAUGCUCUGACUCGAAAUUUGACAAGAUUAGCUGUGAUGAUGAAGAGGAGCGAGCGAGUCGCAAGGUAUUGAGGGGAUGCUUGCGUUCACCAUCAUGCAGAGGGUGCACCACAUGCGUCUGUUUUGGUUGUGAGAUCUGUCGCUUCUCAGACUGCAGCUGCCAGACCUGCGUUGAUUUCACUCAGAAUGCGAAAAAUUAAGCCUGUUCACUGGGUUAUUUCUUCGUUGUAGCAUCCUCUUUUCAUUUUUAGGCCAUUGAUGCACCAUUCUAGAGAGGUCAUUUUUAAGCUUUGUUUUUGUUCCCAGGCAAACUAAGAUGCUUCAGUCACUGAUUCAAUUUUCAUUGUUUUCAAUGAUCUUUUCCAAGACGGUCAAAGAUACAUUGAAGAUUGGCUCCAUUAUUUUCUUGGUGAGGCCCAUUGGGUAUUUAUUUUGAUUGGAAACUUGCCGAUAAAUGACAGUAAUGGAAAAUUUGGGAACAGGAAAUUGUUUUUGACCACAUUACAUGAAAGGCUGUAAGCCUAAAUCAUUUGAAAUGCAGCAUUU
This is a messenger RNA of Elaeis guineensis (African oil palm), 1526 nucleotides long. RefSeq names its product protein ULTRAPETALA 1. NCBI's taxonomy places the organism in Eukaryota, Viridiplantae, Streptophyta, Magnoliopsida, Arecales, Arecaceae. The record is from RefSeq and is a predicted model, not a curated record. Gene Ontology annotation, cellular component: nucleus; cytosol. Gene Ontology annotation, molecular function: DNA binding.